UUUGCCGAUCUCCGACUGAAAAUUCUCCAUGGAUUUAAAGCUCUCGAAAUCGCAGAUCUUGAACGACCCUGCAGUUGCGCGGCGCGUGUUCUUCCGCGUCUUUCUAUUCGCCUCCGCCGUCUCCAUCAUUCCGAUCGUCCACAUUCUCACCACUUACGAUUUCAGAAACUUCCAUUUGCCCCAAUCCCAAGGCUGCUACGCCGCCGGCGGCCAAACCCUAAAAAACUCCGAUCAGCCCCCCCGGGGGUCCUAUCUGUUCCAGGGCCAUUUCCUGAACCCCGUCUGGGAUUCUUUCGAUUCCGUCCAUUGCCAAGAAAAUGUGAAUCUCACGAUCUCGGCGAUCAAGUUGCUGGUGGAUGAGAAGCAUUUGUUCAACCACAGCGCGAAGGCUCUGUUCGUUGGGGGGAGUUCGUCCUCCGCCGUGUCGGCGAUGAGGGAUCUGGGGUUUUCCGGUGCCGUCGGCGUCGAUAAGGGGCGGGUUCUCUCGCUGAAGCGGAAGGAGUUUGGGUAUAGACUCGAUUACGCCAAUGGGUCCUUCGAUUUCGUUAUGUUCAGGGGAAAAUUUAAGGUCUCUGUUCCUGAUUUGGUGGUGGGCGAGAUUGAGCGCGUUCUUAACUCCGGCGGAAUUGGGGCGGUUGUUUCCGGCAUCAGUGCUCCGGCCGCCCGAGUGGGGAGCUUACUGAAAUCUUCCUGUGUUGUACAUUCGGGCCGUGUAAAUAACUUCUAUAUGACUGUGUUCAAGAAGGAAUUUCAAAACGGUGGCUGCUCGGGAAACAGAACUCUGCUGGAGAAUUAUUGAAGGGAUUAAAGGAAAGAAAGAAGAGCGAUGGGAUUUGUCUGCAGAAAUCUGGGUUGUUUUCUGCAGUUACCACAACUAAUUUUGUUGCAGUGUUGUCAAUAUGAUGUUGAAACGAAACCGGGCUUUGAAGAAUGAAUUAUUUUGAUGUAAUAAUAAAGAAGGUUGGUUGAUGAGAGGAGAAUUAGCAUGAUAUGAAGCUCAAAAGCUUGUUGGGUGGAGGCUAUGGCGGAUGUGAGAGCUAAGAGCAGAGCAGUUCAAGUUGUGGUUGUGGGGAAGACUGAUGAAUCAUGGGAAACCCACAAGAUCCUUUUUUUUUUUUUUUCAAAUUGUUUUUUGUUUAAUUUCUUGUGAGGUUUCAGGUGAUGAAAGUUGUUGUUGUGCUCUUCGUACUGUUUUAUAUGGAAUAGUUUUUACCAAGAUGUGUACUCCAAAUAUAUAUAUAUAUGUA
Momordica charantia (bitter melon) is the source of this 1247-nucleotide messenger RNA. RefSeq lists its product as uncharacterized. Lineage: Eukaryota; Viridiplantae; Streptophyta; Magnoliopsida; Cucurbitales; Cucurbitaceae. The record is from RefSeq and is a predicted model, not a curated record.